Molecule: messenger RNA, 1040 nt
Organism: Odobenus rosmarus divergens (Pacific walrus)
Lineage: Eukaryota; Metazoa; Chordata; Mammalia; Carnivora; Odobenidae
Gene: IL2
Product: interleukin 2
Exons: 4
Coding region: 298-765 (155 amino acids)
Biological process (GO): immune response
Cellular component (GO): extracellular region
Molecular function (GO): interleukin-2 receptor binding; growth factor activity
Source: RefSeq, a predicted model, not a curated record
GAAUUACAACUGCCACCUAAGUGUGGGCUCAUGUAACCAACAGGGAUUUUACCUACAUCCAUUCAGUCAGUUUAUGGGGGUUUAAAGAAAUUCCAAAGAGUCAUCAGAAGAGGAAAAAUAAAGGUAAUGCUUUUUGCCACACAGGUAGAAUCUUUGAAAAUAUGUGUAAUAUGUAAAACAUUUUGACACCCCCAUAAAUAUUUUUCCAGAAUUAAGAGUAUAAAUUGCUUCUCUUGUUCAAGUGCUUCCUAUCAGCCUCUGUAAUCACUACUCACAGUAACCUCAACUCCUGCCACAAUGUACAAAAUGCAACUCUUGUCUUGCAUCGCACUGACUCUUGUACUCGUCGCAAACAGUGCACCUACUACUUCAAGCUCUACAAAGGAAACACAGCAACAGUUGGAGCAAUUGCUGCUGGAUUUACGGUUGCUCUUGAAUGGAGUUAAUAAUUAUGAGAACCCUAAACUCUCCAGGAUGCUCACAUUUAAAUUCUACACGCCCAAGAAGGCCACAGAAUUGACACAUCUUCAAUGUCUAGCAGAAGAACUCAAACUUCUGGAGGAAGUGCUAUAUUUAGCUCAAAGCAAAAACUUUCACUUGACAGACAUCAAGGAAUUAAUGAGCAAUAUCAAUGUAACACUUCUGAAACUAAAGGGAUCUGAAACAAGUUUCAAAUGUGAAUAUGAUGACGAGACAGCAACCAUUACAGAAUUUCUGAACAAAUGGAUUACUUUUUGUCAAAGCAUCUUCUCAACACUGACUUGAUAAUUAAGUGUCUCCUAUUUAAAAUGUACCAGGCUAUUUAUUGAAAUAUUUAAAAUUCAUAUUUAUUUUUUUGACAUAUGGUUUGCUACCUUUUGUAAUUAUUAUUCUUAUACUUCAUAUGAUAAAUAUGGAUCUUUUAAGAUUCUUUUUGUAAGCCCUAGGGGCUCUAAAAACUCAAAUUAUUUAUCCCAAAAUAUUUAUUUUUUUAUAUUGAAUGUUAAAUAUGAUAUCUAUGUAGAUCAGUUAAUAAAAUUAUUUAAUAAAGUUGAUGAAUA